GCCUCAGUACAGCGCGGCUAGACAGGUUCAUUAUACUUGCAGGUAAACACGGGCAAAUAGAGCACCCGCCACUCAUUCAGGCGAAAACAAAGCUUGAAUAGUGCUGUGUACUCCAGUUACAUUUUCACUUGACAUUGAAAGAGACAACUUAAAACUUAUGGGAAACAAGUCUCCCGUCAGAGGACUUACACCCUCUCAAGUGCCCCACCCGCCGAAUUUUCAAAGCACUUUCAAAGCACUCAUUUACAACUCAUAUCGCUCACUCGCAGCUCACCUCUCUCUUGCCACAACCGUCCCCAAAACCGAAGCCAUCACCACCCGCACGCCCCUCUUUUUACAACCCGCCGCCAGAAACAAGUCAACAAUAAAAAACCCACAAUGCUGCCCACUCCGUGCACCUCCCACGUGCCCUACGAGCGCGUCUACGAGCCGGCCGAGGACUCCUUCCUGCUGCUGGACACGCUGUCGUCCGCGUCCGAGACCGCCUUUCUCGCCGCGCACUUCCCGGCGGUCACCACGACCACGACCACCACUACCACGACCACCACCACCACACCAUCUCCACCGUCAUCAUCAUCUUUGUCCCCACACCCCUUAUCUGGCACGACCACGGCGACGGCAACAGCCACGGCCAGCAGGGCCACGGCAACGACAGCCUCCGCACCGCUGCUGCUCCUCGAGAUCGGCCCCGGCUCCGGCGUCGUGCUGGCCUUCGCCACGGCCCACGCCGCCGCGCUGUUCGGCGGCCGCCGCGACGUGCUCGCGCUCGGCAUCGACGUCAACCGCUUCGCGUGCCGCGCGACGCGCGAGACGGUGCGCAAGGCCGUGGCGGCUUCCUCGGUGCCGAGGAGGAGGAAGGGGAGGAGGAGGAGAAGCGGGGGUGAUGCUGAUGGGGGUGGUAGUGGUGGUGGUGCUGCUGGAGGUUCUGGUGCUGCUGGUGAUGAGGGUGGGACCGGGGAGAACGACGACGGCGGGCAGCAGGAGGAGGAAAUGGAGGAGGAGGGCGAGGGGGAGGGUGAGGCAGGAGACACGGCCGGGUACUUCCUCGGCGUGGCGCAAGGCGAUCUCGUCGGGGCGGUGCGCCCCGGCACGGUGGACGUGCUGGUGUUUAACCCGCCGUACGUGCCGACCGAGGAGGUGCCGGCGGUGCCGGCGGCGGCGGGAGGGGGCGGCGGCGGAGACGGAGACGGAGAGAGGAUGAGGACGACGUUCGAAGAAGACUCGGCACUGCUGGCGCUGAGCUACGCGGGCGGGAAGGACGGGAUGGAGGUCACGGAGCGGGUGAUUGCGGCGCUGCCGGCGGUGCUGUCGGACCGCGGCGUGGCGUAUCUGCUGCUGUGCGCGCAGAACAGACCGGAGGAGGUGAAGGAGAGGAUCAGGCAGAUGGAGGGCGGCGGCAGGUGGAGGGCGGAGACGGUCGGAUCGAGUGGGAAGCAGGCCGGGUGGGAGAAGCUGCAAAUCGUGAGGAUAUGGAGGGCGUAGUAGUCACAUGGGUAACGUCGAAUGGCAGGGGGGAAGCGGGGGCGUAUUGUUUGCGGUUAUCUGCCGCUACCGUCUCGGAGCGGGAACCGCCAGCAGACGAUUCGGUCUAUUCUCCGUGACAUGCCAUGCUGGCUGCCAUGCUGGCUACUUUUCAGUCCAUCCUAGAACGCCCAUAGUUGCCUGCCGCCCAUAGAUGUUGGGCAGCUAUCACCAAAAAAAAAGAAGACAACUCCGU
Molecule: messenger RNA, 1717 nt
Organism: Thermothielavioides terrestris NRRL 8126
Lineage: Eukaryota; Fungi; Ascomycota; Sordariomycetes; Sordariales; Chaetomiaceae
Exons: 1
Coding region: 379-1482 (367 amino acids)
Biological process (GO): methylation
Cellular component (GO): eRF1 methyltransferase complex
Molecular function (GO): S-adenosylmethionine-dependent methyltransferase activity; protein methyltransferase activity; nucleic acid binding
Source: RefSeq, a predicted model, not a curated record